AUGCGGUUGCUGUCGCCGAGGCCACCCCCCGGCUCACCACGCUUCACAACAACAUACACAGCGCCAUCAUACACGGCGCCAUCACCGCGGGCCAUCGUCAUUCGCGAACAUGCUCUCCCCUACCUCCCGCCUGAGAUCUGGAUCAUGGUCCUCGAAGCCCUUCCGCCUUCUUUUUUCCAGCAGGACCUUGGCCGCUUAACCGUCUCCAGACGCUGGUAUAGUCUCGCCUUCCCAGCCUUCUUCACCAGGGUCGAGUACACCCCGAGAGUUAUCAGCCGACUUGUGACGCGCAAGUCCAAAAUCAUGGACAGGUCCCGCGCCAUGCUCAGGAAGAGCCAGCGCGUUGUCAACGUAGUGAUCGAGGGCAUAGGGCCGUGGUGCGACCCCAGAGACCGGUGCUAUGAUACGGCGGCCAACCUCCGCCGCUUUUGUUUGAUGCUGAUAGAGUUUAAAGAGCUCACGACCGUGUGCUUCACGGCCAGGUGGGCCAACAAGAGCUGGAAGGCAGAUCCUCUGCAGCUCGACUACCUGCCGCUCAGGACCAUCGAGCCCUACAUCAGCCUCUUGCCCCAGGUCAAGGUGCUCGACCUCGACCUCUGCGGAACCUCCGUCACCAAUGAGAUGGGAGGCCCAGUGCACUUGUGCCCCUACCUCAGACCGUUGCUCUGCAGGCUCCAUAGCCUCCGUGUCAGGAUGCGGUGCAUCUGCCUGGAUGCCGUGUGUUCGACCGACGAGGAACCCAUCUCGGUCGGCAACCUAGUCCUCGACUUGUACCUAGGCCAGGUGUCCGACGUCAACCCCAAGCUCAACUCAUCCAUGUGCUGCUUUGCCCCGAAUCCAUGGGACUGGAGCAGCCCCAUAGACGAGCUGAGGACAGAGCUGCAGAGCCUUGCAACGCGGAUGCCGUGGCCACAGCGUGCCGAGAUCGUCCAUCUUGCUCCUUCCGGUCAUGUGCACACGUGGGACGCCUUGACCGACACGUGUGUGCCAAAUCUAACAGAGGAUUCCAGGUCGUUUUCCAUGUUCAAGGAGCUAGAGUGCAACGCUUGCUUUGCUGGGAAUGACUGGCAUAUGUCCUCGCACGGAACGGCUUAA
Messenger RNA from Lasiosphaeria miniovina, 1095 nucleotides. RefSeq lists its product as uncharacterized. Bases 1 to 1095 code for a protein of 364 amino acids. NCBI's taxonomy places the organism in Eukaryota, Fungi, Ascomycota, Sordariomycetes, Sordariales, Lasiosphaeriaceae. The transcript has a single exon. The record is from RefSeq and is a predicted model, not a curated record.